Messenger RNA from Microcebus murinus (gray mouse lemur), 7299 nucleotides. The record is from RefSeq and is a predicted model, not a curated record. NCBI's taxonomy places the organism in Eukaryota, Metazoa, Chordata, Mammalia, Primates, Cheirogaleidae.
UCUCUGCCCCUCCCUGGGCAGGUGCUUUCACCUGCCCAGGUGACAGUAAUGAGCCCUGGCAGCGCGUUCUUGCCGGUUGAGGGAGGGUGGAGCGGCGGGAGGGGCGCAGCUGUUGGGAGCGGAUUGCUGCAGGCCGCGCGAUCCGGGCUGGGGUCCGACCUCAGAACCAGCAUCCUCACCUGGCCCGGCUGCAGUGAGACCAUGGCAGCAGUGACCAUGUCGGUGCCGGGGCGGAAGGUGCCCCCCAGGCCGGGCCCAGUGCCCGAAGCGGCCCAGCCGUUCCUGUUCACGCCGCGUGGGCCCAGCAUGGGCGGUGGGCCUGGGGGCUCGGGCACCUCCCCGCAGGUGGAGUGGACGGCCCGGCGCCUCGUGUGGGUGCCCUCGGAGCUGCACGGGUUCGAGGCCGCGGCGCUGCGGGACGAGGGCGAGGAGGAGGCCGAGGUGGAGCUGGCGGAGAGCGGCCGGCGGCUGCGGCUGCCCCGGGACCAGAUCCAGCGCAUGAACCCGCCCAAGUUCAGCAAGGCCGAGGACAUGGCGGAGCUGACCUGCCUCAACGAGGCCUCGGUGCUGCACAACCUCCGCGAGCGCUACUACUCGGGCCUCAUCUACACGUACUCCGGACUCUUCUGUGUGGUCAUCAACCCGUACAAGCAGCUUCCCAUCUACACAGAGGCCAUUGUGGAGAUGUACCGGGGCAAGAAGCGCCAUGAGGUGCCGCCUCACGUGUAUGCAGUGACCGAGGGGGCCUACCGAAGCAUGCUCCAGGAUCGUGAGGAUCAGUCCAUUCUCUGCACCGGGGAGUCUGGGGCCGGGAAGACGGAGAACACCAAGAAGGUCAUCCAGUACCUCGCCCACGUGGCAUCGUCGCCGAAGGGCAGGAAGGAGCCGGGCGUCCCCGCCUCCGCCAGCACCAUGUCUUACGGGGAGCUGGAGCGGCAGCUGCUUCAGGCCAACCCCAUCCUGGAGGCCUUCGGCAACGCCAAGACGGUGAAGAAUGACAACUCCUCCCGAUUUGGCAAAUUCAUCCGCAUCAACUUCGACGUUGCCGGCUACAUCGUGGGCGCCAACAUCGAGACCUACCUGCUGGAGAAGUCGCGGGCCAUCCGCCAGGCCAAGGACGAGUGCAGCUUCCACAUCUUCUACCAGCUGCUCGGGGGCGCCGGCGAGCAGCUCAAGGCCGACCUGCUCCUGGAGCCCAGCUCCCACUGCCGCUUCCUGACCCACGGCCCGCCGCCCGCCCCCAGCCAGGAGCGGGAGCUCUUCCAGGAGACGCUGGAGUCCCUGCGGGUCCUGGGAUUCACCCACGAGGAGAUCACCUCCAUGCUGCGCACGGUCUCGGCGGUCCUGCAGUUCGGCAACGUCGUCCUGAAGAGCGAGCGGAACACGGAUCAGGCCACCAUGCCAGACAACACAGCCGCACAGAAGCUCUGCCGCCUCCUGGGACUGGGGGUGACAGAUUUCUCCCGCGCCCUGCUCACCCCUCGCAUCAAAGUUGGCCGAGACUACGUGCAGAAAGCCCAGACCAAGGAGCAGGCUGACUUCGCGCUGGAGGCCCUGGCCAAAGCCACCUACGAGCGCCUCUUCCGCUGGCUCGUCCUGCGUCUCAACCGCGCCCUGGACCGCAGCCCCCGGCAGGGCGCCUCCUUCCUGGGCAUCCUGGACAUCGCCGGCUUCGAGAUCUUCCAGCUGAACUCCUUCGAGCAGCUGUGCAUCAACUACACCAACGAGAAGCUGCAGCAGCUGUUCAACCACACCAUGUUCGUGCUGGAGCAGGAGGAGUACCAGCGCGAGGGCAUCCCCUGGACCUUCCUGGACUUCGGCCUCGACCUGCAGCCCUGCAUCGACCUCAUCGAGCGGCCGGCCAACCCGCCCGGGCUGCUGGCCCUGCUGGACGAGGAGUGCUGGUUCCCGAAGGCGACAGACAAGUCGUUCGUGGAGAAGGUGGCCCAGGAGCAGGGCGGCCACCCCAAGUUCCAGCGGCCCAGGCACCUGCGGGAUCAGGCCGACUUCAGUGUCUUGCACUACGCGGGCAAGGUCGACUACAAGGCCAACGAGUGGCUGAUGAAAAACAUGGACCCUCUGAAUGACAACGUUGCAGCCCUGCUUCACCAAAGCACAGACCGGCUGACGGCGGAGAUCUGGAAAGACGAACACGGGGGCUUCCAGCACUUCUCUUUCCUUGAUUCCUUCCCGCCGGCGGCUCCAGGAAGCGCAGGGAGGUUUGGCUCUGCCGUGUCUGCGUCAGGGGUGGAAGGCAUCGUGGGGCUGGAACAGGUGAGCAGCCUUGGGGACGGCCCACCGGGUGGCCGCCCCCGCCGGGGCAUGUUCCGGACGGUGGGACAGCUCUACAAGGAGUCCCUGAGCCGCCUCAUGGCCACACUCAGCAACACCAACCCCAGUUUUGUCCGCUGCAUUGUCCCCAACCAUGAGAAGAGGGCUGGGAAGCUGGAGCCCAGGCUGGUGCUGGACCAGCUGCGAUGCAACGGCGUCCUGGAGGGCAUCCGCAUCUGUCGCCAGGGCUUCCCCAACCGCAUCCUCUUCCAGGAGUUCCGGCAGCGGUACGAGAUCCUGACGCCUAACGCCAUCCCCAAGGGCUUCAUGGACGGGAAGCAGGCCUGCGAGAAGAUGAUCCAGGCCCUGGAUCUGGACCCCAACCUCUACCGCGUGGGACAGAGCAAGAUCUUCUUCCGGGCGGGGGUCCUGGCCCAGCUGGAAGAGGAGCGGGACCUGAAAGUCACCGACAUCAUCGUGUCCUUCCAGGCAGCUGCCCGGGGAUACCUGGCCCGCAGGGCCUUCCAGAAGCGGCAGCAGCAGCAGAGCGCCCUGCGGGUCAUGCAGCGGAACUGCGCCGCCUACCUCAAGCUCAGGCACUGGCAGUGGUGGCGGCUGUUCACCAAGGUGAAGCCACUGCUGCAGGUGACGCGGCAGGACGAGGUGCUGCAGGCGCGGGCCCAGGAGCUGCAGAAAGUGCAGGAGUUGCAGCAGCAGAGCGCCCGCGAAGUGGGCGAGCUCCAGGGCCGCGUGGCACAGCUGGAAGAGGAGCGCGCCCGCCUGGCCGAGCAGCUGCGGGCGGAGGCGGAGCUGUGCGCGGAGGCGGAGGAGACGCGGGAGCGGCUGGCGGCCCGCAAGCAGGAGCUGGAGCUGGUGGUGUCGGAGCUGGAGGCUCGCAUGGGCGAGGAGGAGGAGUGCAGCCGCCAGCUGCAAACCGAGAAGAGGAGGCUGCAGCAGCACAUACAGGAGCUGGAGACCCACCUGGAGGCGGAGGAGGGGGCGAGGCAGAAGCUGCAGCUGGAGAAGGUGACGACGGAGGCCAAGCUGAAGAAGUUCGAGGAGGACCUGCUGCUACUGGAGGACCAGAACGCCAAGCUGAGCAAGGAGCGGAGGCUGCUAGAGGAACGUUUGGCCGAGUUCUCGUCCCAGGCGGCCGAGGAGGAAGAGAAGAUCAAGAGCCUCAAUAAGCUGCGACUCAAGUACGAGGCCAUGAUUGCGGACAUGGAGGGUGAGCACCGCCCACCUGCCGGGGACGGGGACCGUGCGCGCCGUGGCGGGGCCUCGGGCAAGCUCCACGUGCUGUGGGGCCUCGGUGGCCACCUCCGCCAAAUGGGAUCGGAAAGAAGGCUCAGAACCGCUCGGAGCAGGAAGAUCGCCAGGACUGGAGAAGCUGAGGGCGCUGGACGGCGAGAGCUCGAGCUGCAGCAGAUGGCGGAGCACCACAGAGGCGAGACUGCGGAGCGGAGGCUGCUAGAGGAGCGUUUGGCUGAGUUCUCGUCCCAGGCGGCCGAGGAGGAAGAGAAGAUCAAGAGCCUUAAUAAGCUGCGACUCAAGUACGAGGCCAUGAUUGCGGACAUGGAGGCAUCGCCUAUGGUGGCUGUUGAUGUUAUUCCCAUUUUACAGCUAAGAAAAACUGAGGCUGUAAGUACCGGAGUCACAUGCCAGGUGGCAGAGCCGGGAUUCGAACCUGAGACUGGCCACUCCCCAAAACUCACGUCUGGCCUUUCGGCCCCCAGAAGUCGCCUCCCCUGCCCCUGCACCAACUCCGUGGUCCUUGUCCCCUGCAGGGCAGAAGACGAGGGCGGGGCCCGGGCCCAGAUGCUCAAGUCCCUGCGGGAGGCGCAGGCGGCCCUGGCUGAGGCCCAGGAGGACCUGGAGGCCGAGCGCGCGGCCAGGGCCAAGGCGGAGAAGCAGCGCCGCGACCUGGGCGAGGAGCUGGAGGCGCUGCGGGGCGAGCUGGAGGACACGCUGGACUCCACCAACGCGCAGCAGGAGCUGCGGUCCAAGAGGGAGCAGGAGGUGACGGAGUUGAAGAAGGCUCUGGAGGAGGAGACCCGCGUCCACGAGGUGGCCGUGCAGGAGCUGAGGCAGCGGCACGGCCAGGCCCUGGGGGAGCUGGCGGAACAGCUGGAGCAGGCCCGGAGGGUGCCAUCUGACGUCCCCCCCAGCCGUGCGUGGUGGGGGCUUGAGGAGCAGGCAGGGUCGCUGGCUGGAGGCCUCAUCCUGCUGCCUUCCCCGCAGGCGGAGCUGGAGAACGUGUCCGGGGCGCUGAGCGAGGCCGAGUCCAAAGCCAUCCGGCUGAGCAAGGAGCUCAGCAGCACGGAAGCCCAGCUGCACGACGCCCAGGAGGUGCUGCAGGAGGAGACCAGGGCGAAGCUGGCCCUGGGGUCCCGGGUGCGAGCCCUGGAGGCCGAGGCGGCCGGGCUGCGGGAGCAGCUGGAGGAGGAGGCGGCGGCCAGGGAGCGCGCGGGCCGCGAGCUGCAGACCGCCCAGGCCCAGCUCUCAGAGUGGCGGCGGCGCCAGGAGGAGGAGGCAGGCGCCCUGGAGGCAGGGGAGGAGGCCCGGCGCCGGGCGGCCCGCGAGGCUGAGGCCCUGACCCAGCGCCUGGCCGAGAAGACGGAGACGGCGGAUCGGCUGGAGCGGGGCCGUCGCCGGCUGCAGCAGGAACUGGACGACGCCACCAUGGACCUGGAGCAGCAGCGGCAGCUCGUGAGCACUCUGGAGAAGAAGCAGCGCAAGUUCGACCAGCUUCUGGCGGAGGAGAAGGCGGCGGCGCUGCGGGCCGUGGAGGAGCGCGAGCGGGCGGAGGCGGAGGGCCGGGAGCGCGAGGCGCGGGCCCUGGCGCUCGCGCGCGCGCUGGAGGAGGAGCAGGAGGCGCGGGAGGAGCUGGAGCGCCAGAACCGCGCCCUGCGAGCCGAGCUGGAGGCGCUGCUCAGCAGCAAGGACGACGUCGGCAAGAGCGUGCACGAGCUGGAACGAGCCCGGCGGGUGGCAGAACAGGCAGCCAGCGACCUGCGGACGCAGGUGACCGAGCUGGAGGACGAGCUGACGGCGGCAGAGGACGCCAAGCUGCGUCUGGAGGUGACCGUGCAGGCUCUCAAGACGCAGCACGAGCGGGACCUGCAGGGCCGCGACGAGGCCGGUGAAGAGAGGCGGCGGCAGCUGGCCAAGCAGCUGAGGGAUGCCGAGGUGGAGCGGGACGAGGAGCGGAAGCAGCGGGCCCUGGCCGUGGCCGCCCGCAAGAAGCUGGAGGCCGAGCUGGAGGAGCUGAGAGCGCAGACGGCGGCCGCGGGGCAGGGCAAGGAGGAGGCGGUGAAGCAGCUGCGUAAGAUGCAGGCCCAGAUGAAGGAGCUGUGGCGGGAGGUGGAGGAGACGCGAAGCUCCCGGGAUGACAUCUUUGGCCUGAACCGGGAAAGUGAGAAGCGCCUCAAGGCGCUGGAAGCGGAGGUGCUGCGGCUGCAGGAGGAGCUGGCCGCCUCAGACCGUGCCCGGAGGCAGGCCCAGCAGGAUCGGGAUGAGAUGGCAGACGAGGUGGCCAAUGGCAACCUUAGCAAGGCAGCCAUUCUGGACGAGAAGCGGCAGCUGGAGGGGCGCCUGGGGCAGAUGGAAGAAGAGCUGGAGGAGGAGCAGAGCAAUGCAGAGCUGCUCAAUGACCGCUACCGCAAGCUGCUCCUGCAGGUGGAAUCGCUAACCACGGAGCUGUCUGCCGAGCGCAGUUUCUCAGCCAAAGCAGAGAGCGGGCGGCAGCAGCUGGAGCGGCAGAUCCAGGAGCUCCGGGGCCGCCUGAGUGAAGAGGAUGCUGGGGCCCGGGCCCGCCAGAAGAUGGCCAUCGCUGCCCUUGAGUCUAAGUUGGCCCAGGCCGAGGAGCAGCUGGAGCAGGAGAGCAGAGAGCGCAUCCUCUCUGGCAAGCUGUUACGCAGAGCCGAGAAGCGGAUUAAAGAGGUGGUGCUCCAGGUGGAGGAGGAGCGGAGGGGGGCUGACCAGCUCCGGGACCAGCUGGAGAAGGGAAACAUUCGAGUGAAACAGCUGAAGCGGCAGCUGGAGGAGGCGGAGGAGGAGGCUUCCCGGGCUCAGGCUGGCCGCCGGAGGCUGCAGCGUGAGCUAGAGGAUGUCACAGAGUCUGCCGAGUCAAUGAACCGCGAGGUGACCACGCUGAGGAACCGGCUUCGACGCGGCCCCCUCACCUUCACCACCCGCACGGUGCGACAGGUCUUCCGACUAGAGGAGGGCGUGGCAUCCGACGAGGAGACUGAGGAGGCAGAGCCAGGGGCUGGGCCACCAGCCCCGGAGGCUGACGGGUCCCCACAAGCCCAGCCCCAGUGACCCCGCCCUGCCUCCAGAUAUACUGACAGGACCCAGGUCCCUUCCUCCCUGGCCCCUGCGGGCACGUGUCCCAGGAACCCCACUCUCUGGCUUCUUGCACUUUGGAAAUGUGCCGCCCUCUGGCACUUUGGCAUUUAUCAACCCCACCCCGGGCCCCCUGAGACUUCCCAUCAACCAAUGACCCCUGAACACACAGGAGUGGGGCUCUCUUGCUUGUGGGGACAUUGGGCACAGUCGGCGAGCUGUGGUCCCAUCAGCUCCCCAUCCUUCCCUCGGUUGUUAAUGAUCUUUAUAUAUUAGGAGCGAGAUGGGCUCCCCUGCCCCACUCAGUGCUCCAUUUCCUCUGCUUCUCCCUGCCUCCCUCCCUGGCUCUUUCUCCUUCUCUGCAUCUCUCUAGGAUUCUUGCUCUCACACUUUUGUAUCUCCAUGUAGCCACUCUCCUUCCCCCAUUUCUGCCCCUACCCCUAAACUUCUGAGUGACCGAAGCUCGCUGGAGCCCCAGGCCUCCACCAGCCUCGAACCCUUGCAAGGAGCAGGACAAGGGGACCCCUCCCGCUCCCCUCCUGCCCCAUGCUCUGCCCUCCCUUCUGACUGCUCCUGUGUGAUCAAGGUUUGGAGUUUCUCUGGGGUGCUGGAGGAACCCCCCCUUACCCUCCCGGCCUCCAGUUCUGGCAGUAAUAAACUCCAACCCCCAACUGGACCCUU